Molecule: messenger RNA, 1353 nt
Organism: Pipistrellus nathusii (Nathusius's pipistrelle)
Lineage: Eukaryota; Metazoa; Chordata; Mammalia; Chiroptera; Vespertilionidae
Source: the annotation of a GenBank genome assembly
AUGGACUACCAGAAGCCCUACUCGGUGCAGGCCACCGCGGCCAUCGCGGCGGUCAUCUCUUUCCUCAUCCUCUUCACCAUCUUCGGCAACGCUCUGGUCAUCCUGGCGGUGCUGACGAGCCGCUCGCUGCGCGCCCCGCAGAACCUGUUCCUGGUGUCCUUGGCUGCCGCCGACAUCCUGGUGGCCACGCUCAUCAUCCCGUUCUCGCUGGCCAACGAGCUGCUGGGCUACUGGUACUUCGGGCAGGCGUGGUGCGAGGUGUACCUGGCACUCGACGUGCUCUUCUGCACUUCGUCCAUCGUGCACCUGUGCGCCAUCAGCCUGGACCGCUACUGGGCGGUGAGCCGCGCCCUGGAGUACAACACCAAGCGCACCCCGCGCCGCAUCAAGUGCAUCAUCCUCACCGUGUGGCUCAUCGCAGCCUUCAUCUCGCUGCCGCCGCUGCUCUACAAGGGCGACCCCGGCCCCCAGCCCCGCGGGCGCCCACAAUGCCAACUCAACCAAGAGACCUGGUACAUCCUGGCCUCCAGCUUCGGGUCCUUCUUCGCACCCUGCCUCAUCAUGAUCCUCGUCUACCUGCGCAUCUACCUGAUCGCUAGACGUAGCCACCACAGAGGUCCCAGGGCCAGGAGGGGUCCUGGGAAGGGUGAAUCUAAGCAGCCCUGCCCCGCCCCUGGGGGAGCGUCGGCCAAACUGCCGACCCUGGCCUCCCAUUUGGUUGCUUCUGAAGAGGCCAAUGGGCACCCUAAGUCCGCUGCGGAGAAGGAGCAGGGAGGGACCGCUGAAGACCCUGGAAACCCAGCCUUGCCAUCCAGCUGGCCUGCCCUUCCCCACGCAGACCAGGGUCCAAAGGAAGGUGUUUGUGGGGCGUCUCCGGAGGAGGAAUUUGAAGAGGAGGAGGAGGAGGAGGAAGAGGAGUGUGGACCUCAGGCCAUGCCGGUAUCCCCUGCCUCAGCUUGCAGCCCAUCCCUGCAGCAGCCGCAGGGCUCCCGGGUGCUGGCCACCCUGCGGGGUCAGGUGCUCCUGGGCAGGGGCAUGGACGCCGCAGGCAGGAAGUGGUGGUGGCGGCGGCGGCGGCGGGCUCAGCUGACCCGGGAGAAGCGGUUCACCUUCGUGCUGUCUGUGGUCAUAGGCGCCUUCAUGCUCUGCUGGUUCCCCUUCUUCUUCAGCUACAGCCUGGGCGCCAUCUGCCCGAAGCACUGCAAGGUGCCACAAGGCCUUUUCCAUUUCUUCUUCUGGAUUGGCUACUGCAACAGCUUGCUAAACCCUGUCAUCUACACCAUCUUCAACCAGGACUUCCGCCGUGCCUUCCGAAGGAUCCUUUGCCGCCAGUGGACCCAGACGGCCUGGUGA